Molecule: messenger RNA, 639 nt
Organism: Cordyceps fumosorosea ARSEF 2679
Lineage: Eukaryota; Fungi; Ascomycota; Sordariomycetes; Hypocreales; Cordycipitaceae
Product: Chromo domain-like protein
Exons: 2
Coding region: 1-639 (212 amino acids)
Source: RefSeq, a predicted model, not a curated record
AUGGCAUCGCUAAUACGGAUCUUGAACUACUCGCCGACGGAAGAAGCACAUCAGAGCGAGGAAGCGUCGCCGAGCGGGGCAGCGUCGCCAAACGAUUCAGAACAGCCCGAGGAACCAGCGAGACCAAAUGGAUCAGCACCGCCGACUGCACCAAAGGCACCGGGCGGAGCAAUGUUGAUGGGCAAGUCCAACUCCCUUCCUGAUCGAAGCGAACUUGGAGUGUCAACAAUUGAAUCCCAAUCGGUCACAACCGAUGCGAAACAACUGGUUCAUUACAACGGUCGAAAUUGGGCCCUGUCGGAUCAAACGGCGGCAAAUGAGCUUGUCCGCGAGGCGGCUUACCUACAAUCCGACGACCCUGACCAACUUCUAAGGCUUUGGAAGGCCACCCCCCGACCUGUCUAUAUGCCCGACCCUACACUUUAUGAGAUAUUUGCGGUUCACCGGCAUAAGGAGGUCAAGAAUGAGAAAGGUGAGAAAGCCAUCUGGCUACAGGUACAAUGGACGGGUUUCAGCAAAAGGGACACGACUUGGGAGCCAGAGACAUACGUCAAGCAAGUCGCCUCGGGUGUGUUGAACGAGUACUGGUCCAAGCGAGCAAAACGCCCAGCAAAGAUAUCCAAGCGGGUCCGUCCAUAG